Amphiprion ocellaris (clown anemonefish) is the source of this 3490-nucleotide messenger RNA. It is a transcript of the gene scara3, whose product is annotated as scavenger receptor class A, member 3. The coding region runs from base 322 to 2139 and encodes 605 amino acids. The transcript is spliced from 13 exons. Lineage: Eukaryota; Metazoa; Chordata; Actinopteri; Pomacentridae. The record is from RefSeq and is a predicted model, not a curated record.
UUGCACAUGGUUUCUGUCUGAGGAGGUUUAACUUCUCAGGCUCUGGAUGUGAGAGGGAUGAUACUGGAGAGCUGCAGGCCAGCACACAUGUUCAGAGCUUUUUACCAACUUCCUAUAGCAAUGACAGAAUUUCUAGAAUAUAUGAAAUAAUCUAGAAACUAGAUCAUUUCUUAUGUUGCAGAAGUUUGGUUUUUAUUCAGCCAUAUUGGAUUAGCUUUGUCUGGAGAAAAGGUGAAGAAGACUGCAGCACGGUCGCCAUCAUCAGGUUGAGCACCAACAAACUGAACAAGAUUUUUUGCACACAGUCUGCAGCCAAAAAUCAUGAAAGACAACUAUGGUGGAUACGAGAACCAGCUUUUCAAAGAGGAGGAUUUCACUGGAGAAGAGGAGGAAGUCCCUUCGUUUAGAGGUCGAACUAGAGGUGGCUGUGUGAGGUGCCAGCAGAGCCACUCUCUUCAGCUGGCCGUCAAAGUUCUCUAUGGAUUUGUUGCUUUCCUCAUCAUUACUGUUGCAGUGUUGGCGUCACUUGUGUUCAGGAAGGUGGACAACCUGUCUGGUGAGGAAUCCAUCUACCAAAAGAGGAUCACCAAGGCCCAGCAGGGAAUAGAUGAUCUGAGGUCCACGCCAAACUGCUCAGGCUGCCUUGAUGUUACUCUGUACAGCAAGGAGAUCAGCAAACUGAAGAAAGAGUUUGAAGACAUCCAGAGAAUGAUACUGGGACAGGAGCAGGUCCUGGACCAGGCCUCACAGACCCAGGCCACCCUGAAGUCCACCAGCAAUCGGCUGACGCGUGACAGUCAAAACCACCUCAUGUCGAUCAAACUUCUCAACCAGUCACUGCAAAGAUACCUGGAUCGUGUGGAGGGCUGGAAGGACGUGAUUGAGGAAACUGAAGAGAAGAUGAAAACGCUGACGGAAGAUCAGUAUGAUAUAAAAGCAACAGCACACCAAGUUAACACAACAGUGGUGCUCAGUACCAUGUGGAUAGAUGCCUUGCAGAGGAAAGCAGAUGAGGAGACUCUUGUUCUCCAGAAGUUGACCAGUGAUUGGCAGAACUACAGUCGAGUUCUUGGUGCCAUUAAGUCCAACACGAGCAGCACCACGCAAACCAUGCGCUUCCUCCAGAACAAUAUCGUAGCGGAUCACCAGAGAAUUGCCAUGUCCACUGAGGUGUACUAUGACCUCACUCAGCAGGUGAUGAACCUGCAAAUGCAACUUGACAAUGUGACAUCUUUCAUGGAUGAACAUGAGGAAAAUAUGCAUGACCUUCACUACCAUUCCAGGUACUACGAGAACCGGACAGGUGAGCGUUUCUCUGCCUUGGAUGGUCGUCUGAACUCCAUCAUGAUGGAGAUUGACACAAUCUCCUCCAGCAUUAAUGCCACUGUCAGUCACGUCCAGAGUAUGUACAAAUACAUCAACAUCGAGAGCUCAUCCUGCCAGAGUCGCCUGGGAAGACACACAGAAGAUCUACAGAACCUGAACAGCACAGUUGUGUCACUUCUCCGCUUAGCCGACACAAUGAGGCAGCAGAACAUGUUGCUGAAUGGCAGACUGGAUGUGGAUGUCAGGGAUUUGUCUAUGGUGAUGGAGGAGAUGAAGCUUGUAGAUGUUUUACAUACGCAGCUCAUAAAGAACUUCACUAUAGUAAAAGGUGCUCCUGGACCACCUGGACCCAAAGGGAACCGUGGUGAGACUGGCCCAAAAGGACCUGUGGGACUGACUGGCAGUAAGGGGGACCGAGGCCCCAUAGGAAGCCGUGGAUCUGUUGGAGAGAAGGGUUCUCUGGGUUCCAAAGGAGCACCAGGUGAACCCGGCUCCAGUGGCAAUAGAGGGGCAGCAGGUAUCAAAGGAGCCAAAGGGUCCAUUGGUCCACCAGGUGCCAAAGGUGACAGGGGCCAGAAAGGUGACACUGGUCCUUCUGGUAGCGAUGGCAGUCCAGGACCCACAGGGCCUCAAGGUAUACUGGGCCAGACAGGCCUACCAGGCAUCAUUGGGCCACCAGGGCCUAAGGGAAAACCUGGGCCAGUAGGGCCACCUGGACCACCAGGACUCCCUGGCCCUCCAGCCUUGUUUAGCCAUGACUUCCACCACCAGCAGCAAACUGUGACACCUGCUGCUGGCUCCAAGAGACACUAGAGAGAAAGAGGUGAUUUGUCAAAGAAGCUGAAGAUUCACAGUGAUUGGAGACAUAAUAGUACAUUUCUAUGGCAUUGGCAAGACUUUAAUGAACAAAUGCCACAAAUUAAUUUCAACAUGGAGGUUGAAGGGAUGCAUUCCCCAGAAGAAAUGACAUGGCCACGUAAAAUGAAAUGAAAUGAAAUAGGAAGGCCUAAUAAAAGAAAACAAUAAACCUCCCACAGACUGAACUGCUGUUAAGAAAGGAAAGUAAAGGCUGAAAAUGCACUGUUUGGAUAGACUUUGAAUUUUGUAUGGUGGUGGUCUUCAUACAACUCAUAAGAUGUUGUUUUGCAUCAAGAUACAGCAAGAUUUACUAAUGUACAGUACAAGUACCGUACAGACCAGAAAAAAAGUAGAUGAUGAUAUAUAGGAAUAAAAAAAGAAAGUUAUGCUUGGUUGAAUGUAUUAGAAGCAAAGAAUGUGUUUGAGGUUAUUGUCAAGCCACAAAAACCUCUUGGGACAUAAUAAAUAGGAGGUUUGUUAACCACAGAUUUGGACUAUAGUACUGGUGUUUUCUAUCCAGUCUAUUCAAAGGUUUACAUUCCCAUGUAGUGGAAAAAAUCCAUGUUUUGCAUUAUGUACACAUUGCUAAUAUCCUUUCCAAAUGGAUUGCACUUUGUUCUUUUGUAAAGUGUAAAAUUUAAAGUCAGAUUGCUUAACUUUGGUAUUUCAGAGCAGGUACUCUGAAGACCUUUGCAUCUACUGGGUCUGUGGUAUGUGGUUUGAAGAGGUAAAGUUGCAGAAUCAAAGUCUUAACUUUGUCAUACAUUGUAUAUAAAAUGUUCUUUUGUUGUUGCUGUCGUUGGUCAAGAAAAAUAACAAAGAAAGUAAUAAUAAAAAUGAUAAAUAACUCCUGUUCGCAUGUGAAAAUAUAAUGGAAGUUUAUUCACUGCCUGAGUGUCAGACUGUCAGCAUUGGAGAUUCACUCCACCUUACUCAAAGAGAAUGUGAGCAGCUUAUAUCUCCUCUUCUUACUUUUGAAAAAGGGAAAAUAAGCAUAUCUCACAAACAACCAUAGAAUACUUAAAGAUGUAUGAAACAUCAUAAAACUUACUCAACACACUAAUAAAUAACAGCAUCUGUAAAUCUAUAAAGUAAUUAAAACUUGCAGUUACAGUUUAUCUUUUUACUAUUGACAACUUUGAUAACAGAGCAAAGAAUUGUGAGGAUUUGGAUUUUAUUAUACACAACAUCGUUUAUAUCACAGACUAAAAAUCUUACAAAGAGUUGAAUACAGUUGUAAAUCUGAGUGUUGUAAUGAAAUGCGACUGGCUUGCAUUGAACUUCAAUAAAUCCCCUUUUUAAACAA